Molecule: messenger RNA, 981 nt
Organism: Penicillium verhagenii
Lineage: Eukaryota; Fungi; Ascomycota; Eurotiomycetes; Eurotiales; Aspergillaceae
Product: putative C2H2 finger domain protein (Kin17)
Exons: 3
Coding region: 1-981 (326 amino acids)
Biological process (GO): DNA replication; DNA damage response
Cellular component (GO): nucleus
Molecular function (GO): double-stranded DNA binding
Source: RefSeq, a predicted model, not a curated record
AUGGGUCGCGCAGAAGCUGGAUCGGCGAAAGCCAUCGGAAACAAGAUCAAGGCGAAGGGAUUAGGACGUUUGAGAUGGUACUGUCAAGCCUGCGAGCGCCAAAUGCGAGAUGCCAAUGGGUUUAAGUGUCAUAUUACCAGCGAAAGUCAUGUCCGUCAAAUGUUGGUCCUUGGAGAAAAUGCGCCCAAGGCAAUCAGCGACUUCAGCCAGCAAUUCACCGACAACUUCGUCAACAACCUAAGAACCCAGCACGGAGAAAAGAAGGUCCAUAUCAACCACUUCUACAAUACCAUUAUCAGUGAUCGCGAGCACAUUCAUAUGAACAGUACCAAGUUCCAAUCUCUCACUCAAUUCGCCCAACACCUCGGUAAAAACGGAAUUUGUCGAGUGGAGGAGACCGAAAAGGGAAUAUUCGUAUCAUGGAUCGACAACUCGCCAGAAACGAUGCGCAAGAGGGAGGCAAUUCAAAAGAAAGAAAGGGAAGAGAAGAACGAUGAACAGCGAGAACAAAAGAUGAUUCUGGAGCAGGUGGAGCGCGCGCGAAACGCCUUCAAGGAAACCAAAGCUUCCGGCGAAGACCCAGACUCUGAUGCGAAACUUCUCCAACCACAGAACGGAGAAAAAAUGUCCCUGAAUCUCGGCCUCGGUCCAAAGAAAACAGAUACAAAGACCGACUCUUCUCCUCCGAAGUCAGAUCCUACAGAUACAAAGGAUGCAUCGGGUACCGAAUCACCUGUUGAGAAUGCUACACCUGCACCUGCCAAGAUUUCCAUGUCAUUUGGUGCGCAGAAGCCGAAGAAUGUGUUUUCUUCCGCAGGGAAGAAGAAUCCUUUGGCCGGGAAGAAGGGCCCCAUGCUGGUGCAGCCUAAGAAGAUGACCGAGCAGGAACGCAUUAUGAAGGCGGAGAUGGAGGCUAUGCAGCGCAAACGAACUCGUCCGGACUCGGGCUUUGCGAACCAGAAGCGUCCUAAGCUGACUUGA